This is a messenger RNA of Phytophthora sojae, 681 nucleotides long. RefSeq lists its product as hypothetical. The coding region runs from base 1 to 681 and encodes 226 amino acids. NCBI's taxonomy places the organism in Eukaryota, Oomycota, Peronosporomycetes, Peronosporales, Peronosporaceae. The transcript has 2 exons. The record is from RefSeq and is a predicted model, not a curated record. Gene Ontology annotation, molecular function: zinc ion binding.
AUGGCACGUAGCGAAUGCGAGAACGACUACAAGUUUUACAGCUCAAAGCUCUCGGAGCCUCGCCCUUUGGCUGUGGAGUAUCUCGCUGGAAUUGACAAGUCGCACAUACUGACAUACGCGUUCAACGAGAAGUACAACCAACCCUCUUAUGACGAGGUCACUUCCAACCUGUCCGAGGCAGCGAACAGUUGGUUGGGCAAUGCAGUGCGGUCGUCCUACCCCUUGGAAGCUUUCGAGCAAUGCUUCGUCAAGGUGGUUCAGCUGUUCGCCGAAAGGCGCCGCACCUCCUCGCGACAGAAGGGUCCAGCCUUCUCGGACUUUCUCCUUCCCACCUACAAGAAGAAGCUCGACGGGAUCAUGGCUCUUACGAAAACCCUGCAGAUUUUGCCGUGCCUUGAUGGCCAGUACAUGGUGCGAUUCACGGACAUCAGCAGCAGACCGGACCACGCCCAUCUGUGGCGAACCGUGAACUUGAUCGAGAAGGAAUGCACGUGCCGACGCUGGCAAGACCUGAUGUUCCCGUGUGUCCAUGCAGUCAAAACUGCAAUUCAUCACGGAAUACACGCGAGCGAGCUUUUCGCUGGAAGGAACACACCGUGUCGGCCGCGCGGCGGACAUAUUACUACCAGUUUGUGCCGACCGUCCGCUCGGCGACCAUCGCUCAGGAUCUUCAACUGCUAG